AGGUUAAAGUACUUUGUUUAUUGUUGUGAUGAGAUUGGAUGAAAUCAGAUGAAAUAGUUACUGCCCUAUAAUGUCUUCUGAUACAUAUCUAGAGUUAUCUGAGAAUCCAGUUCGAUUUGAGGCUGCAAAUCAAGUGACUGAUGUAUUCUUUGAUGACUCCAAUAAGCAGGUCUUUGCUGUGAGGUCAGGUGGUGUUAUGGGUGUUGUGGUUAAAGGUCCAUAUGAAGACACCAAACCAAUAAACUUUAGGAUGGAGGAUCAUGGACCAGUGAUAUCCAUAAAGUUUUCACUGGAUAGAAAGAUUUUGGCUGUGCAGAGGACUGUGACCUCUGUGGAAUUCAUGAAUUUCAAUGGUGCAGCUGUUGAAACUGAGUACACACAGCAGUGCAAGAAAAAUGUUCAGAUGACUGGUUUCAUUUGGUUGCCCAACAAUGAGGUGGCUUUCAUGACUGACCAUGGGAUUGAGCUGUACAUGGUCUUACCAGAAAAGAGGACUUUGAAACAUCUUAAAUCAGUAUCAGCUCCUAUCCAGUGGUUCAUCUGGUGUUCCAUUAACAAAAUCGCCUUGCUCUCUUCAGCCCAUGGCUCAAUUUUGCUUCCUAUCAGCUUCAAGCAAGGCUCUAUUAGCAAACUUCCUAAAGUGGAGACUGAACCUGGACGCAUGGCUUUAGAGAGGGACGUCACGUUAGCUACACUUUAUGGUGUACCAUCAAUUUUAAUCUUGAGACAUCAAACUGGGCCGCAAACCGCUGAAGUCCAUAUACACACGUUGAACGGACCAGGGAUGGCACCUGUUAAAUCUCAUGUACUUCGUCUUGGUUUAUCUGGUAGAUUCGCAAUUAACGUCGUGGACAAUUUGGUGUUAAUUCAUCAUCAGGCUUCGAGAUGUUCGCAAAUUUUUGAUAUUGCUUUAACUGGAGAAAGCGAUGGUAACGUAACUUAUCAUAUUCCCAUGGCUCCUGCGAGAUCGCUGAAACCUGCUACACUAUCGCUGCCUGGCCUAGUAGAACCAAAGACGCAUUUAUGCGAAUUAUAUUCGCCAACGUGGGUGGUGUUUCAACCAAAUAUUGUAAUCGACGCAAAGCUGGGUUGUCUUUGGCACAUAAAACUGUGCUUGCAAAAUCUAUGUCUGCAGAUCAAAGAUCUAGCGAUCUGCACGCAAAUGGCCUUGAAAAGAACCGGCGGUAAAUCAGUUCUACUUCAGUUAUUAUAUGACAAUAUAACCAUCGCCAGGCCUUUGCUGAAGAAAUUGCAAGAAUCUUUCAAUCACAUCAACAAUGUGUACAGGGUUUGGGUCGAAAACGAGCUCCAAAAUCAAACUGCUGUUCCAGCCAGUGCCCCAAUUCAGAACUUCAAACCCAAUACGCCACCACCGGUAUUAAUCGAUCAAAUGGACUUUUACAACAGUAUAGCCCAAAAGUUGGACACUCAAGACCAAUUUGCAAAAUUAGAAUGGGUACUAAUCGCUUAUUUAACAUCAUUAUCGGAAUAUUCUAUUUCAGCACAACAUAAUUUGAACGAGUUGCUGCUUACAACCUUAGUACGUAGGAACAAAUUAAGCGCGUUACAGCAAAUGCUCCAAUACGGCGUCGUAUCCGAUUCCAAACCACUGGCGUGUCUACUAUUGUCUUUAGAAAAUGUGAAUCCAGGAGCUUCGCAAUUAGCUCUGGAUAUGUUAUUGCGUUUAAAUGCAGUCGAAGAAAUGCAAGAGAUUUUGUUGAGCCAAGGCCAACUAUUGUACGCUCUGAAAUUAGUUACCGACAAAGUAAGUCCGCGGAAGUACCUCGAAGCCGCGAAAUGCACCGGAGAUCCGUCCCUCUUCCACAGCACGUUUUACUAUUUCAAUUCCAAUUCGCAAUUUGCAAAUGCUUUCAAGAAAGAUGAACGACUUGCGGAGUAUAUCAAACACUAUAAAGAGUUGUUCCCAUCGUGAUUUUACAUAGUUUUUUUAAUAUAUCCAUCGUUAUAAUUUUAAGAAACCUAGGCAUUGUUGUA
Molecule: messenger RNA, 1995 nt
Organism: Nicrophorus vespilloides
Lineage: Eukaryota; Metazoa; Arthropoda; Insecta; Coleoptera; Silphidae
Gene: Bulli
Exons: 9
Coding region: 71-1933 (620 amino acids)
Biological process (GO): regulation of autophagy
Cellular component (GO): Mon1-Ccz1 complex; lysosomal membrane; late endosome membrane
Source: RefSeq, a predicted model, not a curated record